CUUGAUUGGACCACUUCUUUAAUUUCUUUUUGUUUUAUUUUUUUUACCCAUUUGCUGUGAUUGUAUUUUCCCAUUCGCUUUUGCUUUUACUACGUGUACUCCACCGCCACCAUCCACCAAUACAUACACACCACUGCAUCUUCAUUAGCAGUUUAUCUGGAUGCUUCCACCGCCUCUCCAAACCUCUAUGGAAGUCUUGGAACCAAUAUUAUUUUCCUUUCUGAUUUCGGAUUUGAAAGAUUUAGACGACAACACACCCAAUCGGACCGUCGCCAUCCUUUUCCAAUCGGAGCUAUUUGACAGAAAAAUCGAAUCGUCGCUGCUUCGCUCUUUCUUCAUCGUCGCCCCAAUUGAUUCAGAUUCUUCGGUCAUCUCCGGUGAAUCCGACAACAUGAUGACCACUAUCACUCAUCAUCUCAACACGUCUGCAAGUGAACAAUGUAAUGGCUACUGGAUCCAAUUGACAAAGGGCGCAGGUUCUUUUAUCUAUUGGAUUGUUACUGAAUGUGGAAUGUAUCAACUGGCAAGGACCUGGUGGAAUUUUUGUUGACCUGCCAACAGAAACAAGUUGCCAUCUUUUUCUUUUAAAUAAUAACAGGUGAUAUGUUGGGUGAACAUGGAACUGUAGAUGAUAAAGUGUUUUUUUGCUACAAAUCAUGGUACUAUGACGAAAACUAUGAUGUAAAGAUGGUAAUUGAAGAUCCUUUUGGUACAAUCAAGAAUAACCUUGAACUUAACCUUACUGCCAAUAACAGUAUUGUUGGUUGGUAAAAACUAUGAAUUAAUGAUAUCCAAGUGUGUGGAUAUCAUUAAUAGAUUUGUGGUAUUUUACAAAUCUAUUAAUGAUAUCAUUCCUAAUCAUUUUCCCUAUCAAAAAUAGUUGAAGAGGGAAGGGUAUAUGUGGUAUUUUACAAAUACUAGAUUUGUAAGAAUGGAUUACUUACAUUUUUUUUAAAUAUUACUUACAUUUUUUUUUAAUUUAAUUUUACUUUAUAAACAGUUGAAAGAUUUUGGGAGUAAAUAUUUAAUUUUUAAUUUUUCUAAAAAUGGCAAUUUUAUGAGGUAGUUGGAUUGGUUUACUAAGAAAUGGCUUUUUGGGUUGUUUUUUUUAUCUCUAUUGGUAAGUGCUCCAUUGACACUCAAAAAGUUCAUGGGGUUGGUCUACUUUUGCUGCCAAUUUAAUUCAAAGAAUGAAGGGUAUAAUUGGUAUAUUAUAAACACUAGAGUUGUGAGAAGGAAAGCUUUAUUUUUUCUGAUAUAGAACUAAAGGAUGUUGGGAGUAUGUUUUUAUUUUUUAUUCUCAAGAAUGGGAUUAUAUCAUUAUGCUUAAUUUUCAUCAGGAUGUUGUGUUGUUCAUACUAUUGUUUUAUUUUUAUUUAUUUGUGAAUCUUGACUUGAUGUUGCAACAUGUCAAACUUUAGCAACUUAAAGGAUUCUUGAAUCAGUCCCCAACCAUGUAUUAUGCUCUUUAUUUUCUAAUUUAUAUAAUUAACAUGGUAUAAAUAUAAUUUCGAUGAUUGAGAUUUUCUGAAUUUGUGUAUAGUUGUUUAUAACUGUCAAUGGAGCCUCUGUGUUGAGC
Lactuca virosa is the source of this 1579-nucleotide messenger RNA. NCBI's taxonomy places the organism in Eukaryota, Viridiplantae, Streptophyta, Magnoliopsida, Asterales, Asteraceae. The record is from the annotation of a GenBank genome assembly.